Messenger RNA from Geosmithia morbida, 1899 nucleotides. Its product is annotated as Sugar (and other) transporter. The coding region runs from base 1 to 1899 and encodes 632 amino acids. Gene Ontology annotation, cellular component: membrane. Gene Ontology annotation, molecular function: myo-inositol:proton symporter activity. Gene Ontology annotation, biological process: transmembrane transport. Lineage: Eukaryota; Fungi; Ascomycota; Sordariomycetes; Hypocreales; Bionectriaceae. The record is from RefSeq and is a predicted model, not a curated record. The transcript has 4 exons.
AUGCGCUCAGAGGAUGGAGCCACCAAGGCUCUCGGUGCUCAGACCAUCGAGACGGUCGAUCACCAGCCUGAUUCUGCGGCGAGUGCGAUGGCCCAGAACCUCGAGGCCAAGAUCCGUAACCCCCUCGAGGGUAUACCUAGGGAGCAGCUGAUGCGCGAUGUCGAGGAGUUUGCCCGCCGCAAGAACCUGACUUCCCAUAUUGCCGUGCUCAGGAAGGGGGCCCUCGUUGCGCAGAACCCGGGCGCCAUAGACGAAAUCGACGGCCCUGAAAAGCUCGAUGCCGAGGAGCUUCGCGUCCUGCACCAGGAGGUCACUCACAAGUGGCGCAUGCCCAUGCGUCUGUUCCUCACCAUAGCCACGUGCUCCAUCGGUGCUGCCGUCCAGGGAUGGGAUCAGACAGGUACCAAUGGUGCCAAUCUGUGGUUCCCAGAGUACUACGGUAUCGCUGACGAGUCUGUCCGGUCGCGUAUCCUCGUCGGCCUCGUCAAUGCUGGCCCUUACAUUGGUAGCGCCCUCAUCGGUUGCUGGCUGUCCGAUCCCAUCAACGAUCGGCUGGGACGUCGCGGCGUCAUCUUCGUCUCUGCCCAUUUCUGUCUCUGGCCGGUCAUCGGUUCCGCAUUUUGCGAGACGUGGUACCAGCAGCUCGCCUGCCGUCUUCUCAUGGGUAUCGGUAUGGGUGUCAAGGCAUCUACUGUCCCCGUCUACGCUGCCGAGAAUGCCCCUGCCUCCAUCCGCGGAGCGCUGGUCAUGUCAUGGCAAAUGUGGACGGCCUUUGGUAUCAUGAUGGGUACCGCCUUCAACCUGGCCAUCUUCUACGCCGAGUGGCAGUGGCGCUACAUGCUGGCAGCCCCCUUCCUCCCCGCCGUCCCCCUUCUCAUCCUCAUCUACUUCUGCCCUGAGUCUCCCCGCUGGUACAUGAAGAAGGACCGAUACGCCGAGGCGUGGAAGUCGAUGAACAAGCUGCGCUUCAACGAGAUCCAGGUCGCUCGCGACAUCUACUACAUCAGCUCCCAGCUCGAGAUUGAGCAACGGAUCGUCGGCGAGACGCACUACGCCCAGCGUUUCGCCCAGCUCUUCACCAUCCCGCGCGUGCGUGCCGCCACCCUGGCCGCCUUCACCGUCAUGAUUGCCCAGCAGAUGUGCGGUAUCAACAUCAUCGCCUUCUACUCUACCAGCAUCUUCAAGGAGGCCGGAUUCGACGACUUCAAGGCCAUGAUCGGCUCCCUCGGCUUCGGCCUGGUCAACUGGCUGUUUGCGUUCCCGGCCUUCUGGACCAUCGACACCUUUGGUCGUCGCUCCCUGCUCCUCUUCACCUUCCCCCAGAUGUUCUGGACGCUUCUUGCUGCUGGACUGUGCACUCUCAUCCCCAGCGACGAGGGCAACAACGACGUCCGCAGCGGUCUCGUCUGUCUCUUCGUCUUCCUCUUCGGCGCCUUCUACUCCCCCGGAGAGGGGCCGGUCCCGUUCACCUAUUCGGCCGAGGUCUUCCCACUGUCCCAUCGCGAGGCAGGAAUGUCCUUUGCUGUUGCCACCUGUCUCGGCUGGGCUGCUAUCCUGUCCAUCACCUUUCCCUUCCUACUCGAGCGUGCCUCGACCGUCGGUGCCUUUGGCAUGUACGCAGGCCUCAAUGUCGUCGCCUUCAUCAUGAUCUUCCUCUGGGUCCCCGAGACCAUGCAGCGUACCCUGGAGGAGCUCGAUUGGAUCUUUGCCGUCCCCGUCACCCGCUUCAUGGGCUACCAGGUCGGCACCGUACUGCCUUUUUGGAUCCGCCGCUGGCUACUGGGCGGGUUUAUCUGGGACCGCACCGCAGUCUGCCCGCCUCUGUACCAGUUCGAGUCCGUUGCCGAGACUGUUGCUCAGGGUAAGGAGGGCAUGAGGGCCGAGGCGGGACGCGCAUGA